Linum trigynum is the source of this 771-nucleotide messenger RNA. The record is from the annotation of a GenBank genome assembly. NCBI's taxonomy places the organism in Eukaryota, Viridiplantae, Streptophyta, Magnoliopsida, Malpighiales, Linaceae.
AUGGCUCUCUUGGCGACACGUUUGACAGCUCUCUUCUCGGCACUUGCCUCCUCGUUCGGCGUCAUUUUGAUCUGGACUCUCUACACCGGCGGCAACCCCGUACUGUUGGAGAUCUACAAGCCAUGGUUGCGCGCCGCAGUAGCUGAGUUAGAGAUCAACUGUUUCACCUUUGCGCUUUGGACGGUGUACAAGGAGUCCAGCUACGUGUAUUCAGGAAUUUGGAUAUUUUUUAUGUUCUGGACUGGCAGCCUGGGGACUUGCGCCUAUAUCUUCGUUCAGUUUCUCAAGUUGUCACCUCAAGAAUCUGCCGAAGACCCUAUCUACCAUGUGUUAUUGCGGCAUGAACACAAGAGCUACGAGGAACAGAAGGCCGGGAAGAGAUGUCUAGUGGUUGCUGCAACAAGAAUUGCUUACCCCAUUUUAGGUUGUUUGCUGAUCGCAUCAGUUGUUUACGCUGUUAUGACGGAUGGUUCUCCUUUCCGUAGAGAGGUCCUCCUGGCACCGUGGCAGAUGACAACAGUGGUCGACUUCUAUGUACACAUUGUGGCUCUUUUGGUGUGGGCUGUGUAUAAGGAAACAAGCUGGUUGAGUGCUUCCUUGUGGAUACUUCUAUUUGUAUGUUUUGGCAGUCUUGCUACUUGUGCUUACAUGACAAAAGAGUUGUUUCAACUUGGUUCUCAAGAUCCAAUGCACCUCAUUUUGUUGAAACACAAUAGCAGGCCUGCCAGACUUCCUCUUCUCAAUUCAGUCCAGCCGCAAAGGGUUGUGUAA